AACGAGAAGAAGAAGCAAAAAGAGAGAAAGCACGCCUUGAUGCUGAAAGAAGGAGACAAGAAGAGCUUGAGCGUGAGAUGCAAAGGCAAAGAGAAGUGGAAGCGCAACGAGAACAGGAAAGAAAGCGCCAAGAGGAAAUGAGGGAGCAGGCUCGAAAAGAUGCAGAACUACAAAGACAACAAGAAUGGGAAAAACAGCGGCUCCAAGAGUUAAUGAAUGUUCGCCAGAGACAACAAGAAAAUCUGCUUUCCCUAAAGGCUAAAAACCAGAGUCUCACCAUUGAGCUGUCAACAAAGGAGGACAGGGUAAAGAACUGAAAAGAAAAAAAGGAAAAAAGGGGAGGUGGACAGGGUUAAGCAAAAAAUUGACACAAUGAGGUCAACACGAGAUACGUACAUGGCAGACAUGAACCAGCUCAAGGCUUCAGCACGAGAUCAGAACCAAAGGUUACUGGCUCUUAACCAAGAGAAGGCCCGCUUGAAGGCUCGAAACUCUGCUGCUGCUGGCGCCAGUGGGAUCGAACAAGCUGCUGUUGAUGCAUCAUUAGCCAAUAAGCAAAUGGUUAUAAAACAGCUGCAGGAGAAGGUAGAAGAAUUACAGAAAGAGUUUUCUAUGAAGGAAGAGGAUGUAAACAAUAAUAUCAGUGACCUCACUGCUAUGAAGAAUGACUUGCAAGCAACAGCUGAGAGGUGCAGGGAAAUCUUCACUGAAUACUCAUCAAAACGAGAGCAGGUGUUAGGUCUCCGAGAGAAGCUUGUAAAUCCAGAUGCUGCCUGGGGCGACGAUGCCAGCUCAGCUUGGGCAGGUAAAGGGUUUGGCAGUGGUGGGACUAGUGCUUGGAAUGCAUGGCCCACCACUGAGCCCAAAGAUGCAUGGCCCAGUAGCAGAGCUGAUGAUAGUGGCCCCACCAGUAUUCCACAGCCUGAGCAGGAGCAACACAAACCACAGGAGCCGACAGAGCAUCAUCUUCCUCCAGCACGACCCCCGCCCCCCUCCACUACCACCACCAACAUGCCCUCCAUGGCCACUACUGGCACUGUUCAUGAGGAGGAGGCACAACCCCCAGCCCCCCAGGAUUUCCCAGCUACUCAGAAGGAUAUCUGGGGCUCCAACACUACCAGUGCAGUGGGCUGGGGGGUCCACACUUCCACACCCCACUCCUCCUCCACUACCACCCCAACCACCACCACUUCCACUAUACACCCAGAGCCAGCUGCUACGACAGCAGUGGAGCCGAGUGCUGGUGGAGCGCUUCGCUACAGGGCUCUCUACCAGUUCGAUGCUAGAAAUCACGAUGAAUUAUCCUUUAUGCCAGGAGAUAUUAUCACUGUGACAGUGAGUGAAAAUGCCGAACCAGGCUGGCUAGGAGGCGAGUUACGUGGACAGACUGGCUGGUUCCCUGAGGCUUAUUGUGAACCUAUGGAAGAAAAGGCUGAGCCAGUGGUUUCUAGCGAGACUCAAGAUCGCACGCAGUUAGAGAAUAUACCUGAGGAAAUAGUGUCAGUACCUGCAGAACAAAAGAAAUUAGGUGAAGCCUUAGGUGUGUUCCCAUGGAGAGCAAAGCAGAACAAUCAUCUUUCCUUCAAUAAGGGUGACCGCAUCGUUGUCAGAGAGCAACAGGAUCAAUGGUGGUAUGGUGAGCUAAAUGGUACUGGAGGUUGGUUCCCUCGCUCCUUUGUAAAAAUGGUUUCGGGACCAGAGGCGACAACAUCCCCAGUCAGCAGUCCACAAGAGGCCCCAGCAGAGCCCCCAAUGCCAGAAAAUUUGGUUAAUGAUGAAAUAUCUGAGUACUACCAAGCUCUUUAUCCAUAUCAGUCUGGAGAACCUGGUGAUCUCACCUUCAUUGCUGGUGAAAUUAUUUUGGUUGUCAAAAAAGAAGGAGAUUGGUGGCAUGGUAUCAUAAAUCAGAAAUGUGGUAUCUUCCCAUCAAAUUAUGUGCAGAUUCUUCCAAAUCAGUUUAUUACCACAAGAACUGGAGACACUGUUGCCGAACAGAAUGGUGUGAUGGGCGCCCAGAUUCAACAAGAUGUUGAAGCAGAAAUGAAUCCUGUAGCUGAGCAACAGGUAGUCACUGAAGAGAACAAGGAGCAGAAAAAAACACCUGCAGAGCCAGCAACGGUUCAGACACCUGACUCUGCUAAUCUCAAAGUCAAUCAGGACGACGAACAAGAAAAUAAGGAGGUGAUGGAACUUUCUAAAUCGCCAAAGUCACCAAAGGCUGGGAAAGGAAAGAAGCCGGAGAUAGCACAAGUCAUUGCUCCGUAUGACGCCACUAGCGGUAACCAGCUGAGCCUGCAGCGUGGGCAGCUGGUCAUGAUCCGUAAGAAGACCGCAUCCGGAUGGUGGGAAGGAGAACUGCAGGCAAAGGGCAAGAAACGACAGAUUGGUUGGUUCCCAGCGACAUACGUAAAGGUACUUGGUGGGUCAUCACGUUCCACGCCUGUUUCAAUGGAGCUGACCAAUCGUGAAGAUGCCCCACCAGACAGCGUUCAGUCUCCCCAGUCAGCUCAACCCCAGGUCACUCAGGUCACGAUAACACCCCCAGCAGAUGAUCCAAUGGCAGGCCUCACUGAUGCUUCCAAUGGAUUUGCAGAACAAGUUGAAGCACUAUAUCCCUACACUGCAAUGAACGAUGAUGAACUCACCUUCGAAGCAGGUGCCAUUAUUUCAGUGAUUGACAAGGAAGAUGCAGCUUGGUGGAAGGGAACACUGAAUGGAGUCAUUGGUGUCUUCCCCUCCAAUUAUAUUCAGCCUUAUUCGCCAAACACUGCUGCAGCGAGUGGGACACCUGAAGGAGAAUUCUCUCUCUGUUAUGGGGAGAAACAAAAUUACGGCUCAGGAGACAGGCACACCUGGCAUUUCAACCCCUCGUCUCCAAUUGAACAAAAACGACAAAAUGUUAUUCAAGAAAUAAUAAACACAGAGGCAUCGUAUCUCUCUGAACUUCAGUUAGUGGAGCAGGCUUUUGUACAGCCGAUGCGCACAUCCGGCAUUGUAACCGAGAAGGAGCUUGAUCUCAUCUUUGUCAACUGGAGUGAGCUGAUCCUUGUGAAUUCGUACUUUGAUAAGGCUCUGAAAGUUAGAUGUGUGAACAGUCAAGGAAGUUUCAUCACUAUGAUUGCAGAUGUUUUGUGCCAACAGAUUGCACAAUUAACUCCAUACCUAAGGUUUUGCAGUUUACAAAUCCAAGGAGCAACUUUAUUAGGAGAGAAAUGCAGUGCUGGAGGGCCAUGGGCAAAUCUCAUUAAGCAAUGCCAAGAACAACCAGCUGUCAGAGGCUUGACUCUUACGUCAUUCUUGCUGAAACCCAUGCAGAGGAUAACCAGAUAUCCACUACUUAUAAAAGAAUUACUGAAAUAUACACCUGAGGGUCAUCCUGAUCAUCACAAUUCUCAAGAAGCUCUUCUGGCAGCAACUACCCUCUGUGCACAGGUUAAUGAAGCAGUUAGCCAGAGAGACAAUACAGAUAAGUUAGAAUGGAUGCAAAGACAAGUUAUAUGUGAAGGAUUACAAGAAAGGCUGGUUUUUAAUUCCCUUACAAAUACAUUAGGUCCACGUAAACUUCUUCACACAGGUGUAUUACAUAAGACCAAAAGUAAAAAAGAGCUGGUGGUAUUUCUCUUGAGUGAUUUCUUAUUGCUGACAACACCAAGCAAAUCUGUGGCUUCUCACACAUCCUUGGCUGCCUUGGAGAGAGCUCUCACAGCGGUGUCUUGUACCAUGUACCGGAAGCCAAUGUUUUUGACUGACGUUAGAAUCGAAGUUGACAAAGAGUCCGAGCUCUGCUUCACACUGACGAGUCCUACCUGUGGGGACGUUGCUGUUUCCGCUCCGACUCCCCAUGAGAGAGGCAACUGGUUGAAGAAAAUUGCAAUAGCUCAGAAACACAUCUCGGAUACAGAAAGAUCUAUUCUUCAGAGAAAACACUCAAAAGAGAAAGACUUGAACAUAAUGGGCCGUGUGCUAGUUACAGUCAUGGCUGGAGUCUCUUUGUGUGAGAGACAGAGUGAGGGCACACUUCAGUCUUUCUGUGAAGUAAGUUUAGGAUCCCAGGUUCAUCGAACAAGCAUUGCUGCCUCUCCUCAUCCAAAGUGGGAUUCCACCAUGCAGUUCUUGGUCAAGGCUCUUGCUGAGGAUGUCCUCUGCAUUACUGUCUACGAGAAAGGCUACUUCAAGCCAAAUGAGUUCCUGGGAAGAACAGAGAUCAAGAUAAACCAAGUGCAUGAGGAGUCAAAGAACCAGCCAGGAACACAGCCACAGGUCCAUAAGUUACAGCUUCAGGAAGUUAAAUCUGGAGAAGUUAUCCUGAAAAUUUCACUUCAACUUUUUGAGCGUUCUUAAGUUUUGCACGAUUCAAAAGAGUUAUAUUUUAUCCAUUGUGUUGUUCCAAAAAAUGUUAUAUUUUGUUAGAGCUAAGCAAUAAAAAAAAUUUGACCUGUUAAUUGGGUAGAUUAUGCAAGUAUAAUUAUCAAUUUCUUUUUAACUACACAGUAGAUAUUGUAACAAGUGUUCUUUUUCUAUACUGUCAAUAUUUACCCUUAUAAGACUAGUUUUCUUAUCAGAAUCAAUAAUUUGGGUAUAUGGCAGUUCCACUGGAGUACUCUGAGGCACAUUGGCAAGAAGUUGGGUAAUGUCUUGGAUAGAUUUUAUAUAAAAUAAAAAACACCGAAAAAAAAAGACUGUAUAAUGACUCUUGUAUAAAGAUUUUAGUAUAAA
Messenger RNA from Penaeus monodon (black tiger shrimp), 4716 nucleotides. RefSeq names its product intersectin-2-like (gene Dap160). Gene Ontology annotation, biological process: intracellular signal transduction; positive regulation of Rho protein signal transduction. Gene Ontology annotation, molecular function: protein binding; guanyl-nucleotide exchange factor activity. Bases 373 to 4341 code for a protein of 1322 amino acids. The record is from RefSeq and is a predicted model, not a curated record. Lineage: Eukaryota; Metazoa; Arthropoda; Malacostraca; Decapoda; Penaeidae. The transcript has 30 exons.